GAGGCGGCGCUUGAGGUUCUGAAGAGCAUCGAAAAGGAGGGGUUGACGCCGACUCGAGUGUCCUACAAUGCAGCUAUGAGCGCUCUCACUAGGAAUGGCAGAUGGAGAGAGGCGCUUUCCAUGUUCGAUUCGGUUUUCUCGCAGACAGAGAGGAACAAGGUGGCUGCCCGGUCUCUCAGGCCAGAUACUGUCACCUUCUCUACUGCGAUCUCAGCCUGUGCCAAGGGAGGAGAGUGGCAGAGGGCGAUGAACAUGUACCAUGAGAUGGAGGCUCAGGGGAUAGAGCCGAACGAGUUCACUUUCGCUGCUUUGAUCACGGCGUGUGAGAAAGGAGGACAGGUGUCGAAAGCUUUUGAGGUUUUUGAACGGAUGCAAGCGCGUGGAAUUGUUGGAAACGUGUACACGUUCACCGCAGCCAUCUCCUCCUGUGAGAAGUUGGGGGACUGGCAGAGGGCGCUGAAGCUCCUCGAGGAGAUGAUAGCCAAGGGCAUUCAGCCAAACCUGCAGGCUUACUCCGCCGCCAUCUCUGCUUGUGAAAAGGCUGCGGAAGCUCGUCCUGCCCUCGGCCUGCUUGAAAGGAUGACCAACGAAAAGAUCAAGCCCGACAUCAUCGUGUACAGCGCUGUCAUGGCAGCGUGCGGCAAAGCAGGACUUUGGGAGCCAGCGGCAAGAAUCUUUCAGAAAAUGAAGAGGGAAGGACUGACUCCCGAUGUGGUCGCGUACUCGACGCUGAUCCAAGCAUAUCAAAGAGCGGGAGAGUGGAGCAGAGCGUUGGAAGUCUUUCAGCUCAUGGAGAAGGCAGGGGUUCGACCCAACGUGAUCGCCUACACCGAAGCGAUCGCUGCAUGUGCCAAGGCAGGGGAGUGGAGAAGAUCGUUGGGGCUCCUAGAGAGGAUGAAAGCAGACAAGCUGCGUCCGGAUGCAGUGGCCUACAACUUUGUUAUAUCGGCGCUGUCCCGAGGAGGCCAGUGGGACGCAGGUCUCACCCUGCUUCAGAUGCUAGAGGAGGAUGAAGCUCAGCCCAACAUCUCGACUUACUGCACGGUGAUCAAAGCUUGUGGAGACAACGGACAGUGGGAAAAAGCACUU
Molecule: messenger RNA, 1089 nt
Organism: Guillardia theta CCMP2712
Lineage: Eukaryota; Cryptophyceae; Pyrenomonadales; Geminigeraceae
Exons: 5
Molecular function (GO): protein binding
Source: RefSeq, a predicted model, not a curated record